Venustampulla echinocandica is the source of this 5385-nucleotide messenger RNA. Its product is annotated as p-loop containing nucleoside triphosphate hydrolase. The record is from RefSeq and is a predicted model, not a curated record. Gene Ontology annotation, cellular component: cytoplasm. Bases 1 to 5385 code for a protein of 1794 amino acids. The transcript is spliced from 7 exons. Lineage: Eukaryota; Fungi; Ascomycota; Leotiomycetes; Helotiales; Pleuroascaceae. Gene Ontology annotation, molecular function: ATP binding; nucleic acid binding.
AUGAGUGAAACCCCGGACCAAGAACCCUCGGCGGCCAGCCGGUCCAUCCUGAGCUGGUAUGAUAGCACCAGGCCGAUGAUCAUCGACCUCAUUGGUGAUUAUGCGGGCAAAGAACUCUUUCUACUUGAAGGAGACUCGCUAUUAAGAGAGUGUUUUGAGGACGAUAGGAUCGAUUUCGAUUCCGGCUUCCAGUUGCUUCAUAGUGUUCCUCUAGAAAAUGCUGCUCUAUGUGUCCCCCCGGGGCUCCCUCCCACACACCGUGCUCGGUACCUAUUGGCAAGAGCUGUGAUCAAGCGACAUUUUGCUCUUCGCCUUCCUUCUUCCCACCCAGAUGUGGCGAUCAAUGUUUUUCCUUCACUCGAGAGCCAAGAAUUCAAAGAGUAUCUUGACGUCACUCCAAUACAUUUUGUGAUGAUGCACGAUGGAUCAUCCCGCUCCAAGAAGAUUAAACGGGACUCUUCAGACGAUGAUGAGAAGCUUGCAAAAAUAUUGCUACGGGGGAUGAUCUGGUGGUGGAACACUCACAGACUGAAUGUCUCCCUUAUUAAUCGGAUUGAAUUUCGAGAUUCAAAGGUCUUCACAAUGAUUGUUGAGAGUUUUACCCCCUCAAGUAAACAAGCGUUUCUUAUCUCUAGCGCUGCAAUCCAGGAUGAAAUCAAGCAUGCCACAGAAUCGAUGAAGGAGCUCCAAUCAGAACAAAGCUCAGGCGAGCAGGCUGCAUCUGCUAAUUUCCAGAGGUUGGUAAAGUGUCCCCCUGGUGACAUAGACUCCGAAAGCUACUAUCUCGCGGCAUACGGAGUCUCCGCAAUUCUCAAAUGCCAAGACUGCGACAUAUUUAUGGCAUCAGCCUUCAUUCUCCACACUAUAAUUUUGAAGCACGUCCCGAUCUCACAACGGCGGCUUCCCCUGAUCAGUUUCGAUGAAGAAUUUGAAGACCAAAUUGAGGGGUUCAUUGAGGAUAUAUCCAAUAUAUGCCGGCAAACAAUAGACAGUGCCGAAUGGACCGAACUCAUGGCAGAGAGAAUGGCCCAGAGCGAUACUACGGAUCUCGUGGAUGGUCGCGUGUUCCGCGCAGUCAUUCAAGCAAUGUGUGACAAAUCAAUCGAGGAUGAUCUCCCAUCAAGUGUCAAAAGUGACUGGAAACUUCUGCACCAACUUGUAAAGCAGUUGACCGGGGAAGAGUUAUCAUUGAAGGGGAGCACAGAGCCAGAAUUCUCAGAAUCCACGGCAACGGAAAGUGAUUUGAAACCAACGCCUGAGGAUCUUUCAGUUCUGCCGUUCUCUCACCCAGUGUUCGAUAAGCACUUGGAGUGCAUUCAUGUUGCAACAGACACGUCGAUCUCGACGAAAAUGGAGGCUAUGAAGCUGUAUCGAGAAACUUCACAUUGGCACAAUCACCGGAAACCAUUGAAUCCUAAAGUUCCACAAGCUGUGAAGGUCUCAAAAUGGCGUAAUCCCUUGCGAUUGAACCAAUUUUAUAUGAGCGAAAUGACCUCUUAUGCGGCCAGUCUUACUGGAGCAAAAGGCAGGGCUCUCGAUGCCGAAACGAUCACCGUCGGGCCCAAGCGGCUUGUGAAGCCAGCCGAGAAAGCUGAGAAGGCCGAGAAGAGCUCUGCCAUAGCAAAGCAACAGCAAGCUUUAGACAAAGGCGCGCAGGGGCAAAAGGCCGCCCCGAAGAAGGGUACAAAGAAAGCCGCCGCAGGGUUGUCCAAAAAGGACCAGAUGAUUGCUGAUAACAUGGAGCGGAAAGGGGGGUCAGAGGCUGACAAAGCGUUCAAUGCUUGGGCCACGAUAAGAAAAAACUUUGAUGUGCUCUCCAACGACCAGGACCGCUACUUGAGGACCAUCGAUUAUCUCAAUGGCCUGGACUCGACCAAGACUACGUAUCUUGAAGGCGAGGUUAACACAUAUGCCCUUCAAUCACUUCUAGGCUGGUGGGCCGAAUAUUGCAAAUCUGGAAACAAAUCUGGUGGCUAUCAUGUAGUUGCGUUAAUCUGGACAACAAUCCGUACUAUCUGCUCUAUUACCUCACCAGUUAGUAAGGAGAUCGUCCAGCAUGUCACCAAGAUUUGCACCCUUCUAGGAAUUACAGAUGCAGCAACACCGUUCGCCUCAUCUACCACCGAUCGCAAACUCUCCUUCACUUUCAAAUAUCCAGUUCAAGCACCAUCGCUGCUUAUCGAUAUGACACAGUCGGAAUUUCAGCUAAAUCACUGCGGACCGUACAUGGAUCGAAUGUUAGACGCUAAGCCUGAUCCUCGAGUCUCGAGCUUCGUUCCUGAUGGCUGGCAGCGGGAUGUCCUCGACCAACUUGAUGCAAACAAAAGUGUAUUCGUGGUCGCACCAACUUCGGCAGGAAAAACAUUUAUUAGUUUUUACGCAAUGGAGCAGGUGUUGCGUGCCGAUAACGAUGGGGUUUUGAUUUAUGUUGCACCAACGAAAGCCCUUGUCAAUCAAAUUGCAGCUGAAGUGCAAGGCCGCUUCUCGAAGAAGUAUCCCCUCCCUGGAAAAGGUGUCUGGGCCAUCCACACACGGGACUAUCGUGUCAAUAACCCUACGGGUUGUCAAAUUCUGGUCACUGUCCCACAUAUUCUCCAGAUUAUGCUUCUUUCGCCUUCUAAUGCAAAGAGUUGGGCUCCUAGAGUUCGUCGGAUCAUCUUCGACGAGAUCCAUUCCAUCGGACAGGCAGAGGACGGUGUUGUGUGGGAACAACUUCUCCUACUAGCGCCUUGCCCGAUCAUUGCGCUGUCUGCCACUGUCGGCAACCCAGGACAAUUCAAUGAUUGGUUAAUAGAGACACAAAAGGCAACUGGAACAGAAUUGAAGAUGAUUCAACAUGCUACGAGAUACUCAGAUCUUCGAAAGUACAUGUACGAGCCACCGAAAUCUUUCCGGUUCACAGGACUAGGCAGGUCCCACGGGGUCGGUCUCGGUCUUGAUGGCUUGACCGGGUUCGAGGAAUUCCAUCCUGUCGCCAGUCUAGUUGACAAGUCCCGCGGGAUGCCGGACGAUCUAGCCCUUGAACCCCGUGAUUGUCUUUCACUGUGGAAGGCGAUGUGCAAGUGCCAGACUGAAAAUUAUAAGGUGCCAGAGUCACUAAACCCCGCGAAGGCUCUCCCACCCUGCAUUCGAAAAGCGGACAUUUUUGCAUGGGAAAAAGGUCUUAAAAAGGUUCUUUUACAGUGGAUGCAAGAUAGUGCAUCUCCAUUCGAUAAAGUUAUCUUGGAAUUGAGCCCAUCUGCUCCUAGAGAACAGCUCGAGGAGGCCCCAUCAUCCGCCUCUUCCGUUACCGAAGGCGAAGACCUGGAUCCGCAGGACUUGGAGGCCACAACUUUGCCGCUCUUAUAUAAGCUGCAUACGCGUCGGGCCCUUCCAGCUAUCCUGUUCAACUAUGACCGAGCCCAAUGUGAGACUAUCGCUUUUGCGGUCCUGCGACAACUUGUCGAAGCAGAAGAUCGUUGGAAACAGGGGCCUCAAUGGAAAAAGCUUAUGGAGGGAUACGAGAGAUACAAGGAGCAAAAAGAGAAGAAGUCCCGGAAGCCAGCCAAACCCAGUAAAAAGAGCAAGGAUGAUGAUGAGGGAGGAUCUAAGUUAGAUCGCAUGCGCGAUGAAGCAUCUGACGGGUCCUCGAUUUAUGACCUCUUUGACCCCGAUGCCCCACAAACCGACUUCAGUUUUGCCGAUCCAAAGCGACUCCAGAAGGCUGAGCUCGAUGAGUUCAUCCGAGCCUUGCGCUGGAAGAACAUAAAAGACGAGCUCAUCGACCUACUCAGAAGGGGAAUUGGCGUCCAUCAUGCUGGUAUGAAUCGCAAGUAUCGACAAUGCGUGGAAAUGUUGUUCCGAAAAGGAUUCCUUAGAGUUGUGAUCGCUACGGGAACACUGAGCUUGGGUAUCAAUAUGCCCUGUUCGACCGUUGUUUUCAGUGGAGACUCGGUGUACUUGACAGCAUUGAACUUUCGACAAGCUGCUGGUCGUUCAGGUCGUCGUGGUUUUGAUCUGCUAGGAAAUGUAGUCUUCCAGGGCAUCUCUAAGGAGCGAGCAAGCCGCCUGCUUAGCUCGAAACUUCCAGAGCUUACAGGGCAUUUCCCUAUUACGACGACUUUGGUCUUGCGACUAUUUACGCUUCUAAAUGGCUCUAACACAUCCCCAUAUGCUGUCAAAGCCAUUAACUCACUACUCUCACAGCCUCGACUCUACCUUGGUGGGGAUAGUUUCAAGGAGCAGGUGUUGCACCAUUUACGAUUUUCCAUCGAGUACCUUCGCAGAAACGAGCUUCUUAGCCCUCGUGGAGAGCCUGUCAACUUUACAAGCUGUGUAUCGCAUUUGUAUUUCACGGAGAAUUCGAGUUUCGCAUUUCAUGCCCUCCUUCGAGGAGGAUAUUUCCACCAACUCUGUGCCGAUAUCGACACGCAACCCGAUACCAUCCUCCAAAAGAUGAUCCUUGUACUAAGCCACCUUUUCGGUCGCCGCGUAUGUAGGGAGAUCGACGAUCCCGAGGAGGCUGAGAAGAUCAAGGCAUCUCCAUCAAUUGUGUAUCUCCCGCCGAUGCCAGAAGAAGCUACCGAGAUUCUACGAAGGCACAAUAAAGACACACUCGACAUCUUUACCACAUACGCUAAGACAUUUGCUGAGCAGCACGCAAAGGGCGAAGAGCAACGACUACCGCUGACACACACAGAGGUCGGCCCAGAGGAGCCAUCAACUGCCAACUUCCUGCCGAGUCUCCCCACACCACAUGCACGAUCUGCUUUUGUUGCGCUUUCCGGCCUGGGAGAUGACUUUGUGACGAUCGAGGAUCUCUGUUCUUCUACCCGUGACGGCGUCUUUCUCGAAUCAGCCGUCGUUCCCCAUUUGGAGAUCCAUCCAGAUGAGACUCGAACCCCGCUCAACGCGUAUCUGGUAGAUUUCUAUAUGCAUGGGGCUCUCGAGCCUUUGGAACGGGCCAAUGGUAUCCGCAAAUCGGAUGUAUGGUUCGUACUGAACGACUUCUCAUUGGUUCUCGCAACCAUCGCCACCUCACUCGCUCUUUAUCUGGGUCUUGAGUCCGAUGCAGACCCUGAGAUGUUGGAUGUGAUGGGUAGCGGCGACAUCGCAGAGAAUGACGCCGACGAAGCAGUAGCUGAGCAGACUGUGCAGGACACCCAACCCAAAAUCGGUACCCCAGUCCAAGCCCCUCCACCUGUCCGGAGAAAAAAGAAGGUUGCGGAAGACUGGGACGCAAGUGAGGACGCUAUGGUCGCUGAGGAGAACUUCCUGAAGAGCGGGGGACUAAAUGGCACAGGUGCGACAGAUGAUGAGGAGUAUGAUAAGUUGAUGAAUGUUUACAAAGCGUUCCGGAAGCUGAAGACGGACUUUGAUGAGAAGUUCAGAGCUAUCUGGGCUUAG